UAGCUCCAGCUCAAAGCCAGAGCGUCCUUUCAUACCUUCAACCACCUGGCAUUGCACAGAGAGAGCGGGUUCUUGCAGCCACCAGAAGCUUGACAGACCGUCUCUCGAUAAGCAGCAUGCUGGUUUGCCCGCUAGAGACUGUCAUCUAAACCCCCCGCCCGCGAGCCAAUCUUAUAGCUUGUGGAGAUAUACCCGCAACCCUUUGCCCUGAGAUCCACUUCGGUGUUUUCAAGCACCAUCAAAGACAUUUCAUUAGUUAGUGGCCUGCCUUGAUCGAAAACGUCGAGAAAGAGGUAAUGGCACCCACGGGGCUGAUGGAUAGGCUGAAAGACCUAUAUAGCAAAAAUGAAAAACCGGAGCCAGUGCUUUCAAUUUUUGCGGCUGUUCUCCUUUCGGUUAUAUUUACUCUGCUAUACGUUGUCCCUUUCUAUGUGUCUCCCGCAACUAGACCGUCGCCUACUUUGAGCAGGGAUGCACCAUCGGUGAUUAAAGCUCGCGUACGAGCUGUAACGACGUCAUGUUUUCUCUCAAGCCUGGGAGUAUUCUGCUUUUUUAUCUAUAAAGCCAAUUAUCCCCCCACAGAAGCGCUGCGGUUAUUGGGAUGGUGGCCUAUCGGGGCCUUGGAGAUUGUAAAAUGUUUCCUGUUGACGGCGCUCCUUUUCAUGGGUCCUUUAUUCGAGGUUGGUAUUGUUGAGGGAGAGUGGAAGGAUUGGAUUCGUGGCAGCCGUGUAGCAGAAACACUUGGGGGAUGGAUAGGCUGGAGGAACUUUGUUGCGGGGCCGAUCACGGAGGAAGUCAUAUUUCGCUCAAUACUAACUCCCCUCCACCUGCUAACCGAUCUAUCCCCUGCUCGAAUUGUGUUCAUCACCCCGCUCUAUUUUGGAAUCGCGCACGUGCACCACUUCUAUGAGUUCAGACUUACCCACCCUCACACCAGCUUCAUGCCUUCCAUCGCCAGGACUCUUUUCCAGUUUGGAUACACCACUAUAUUUGGCUGGUAUGCCACCUUCCUCUACCUCCGGACCGGCUCUUUGCCAGCAGUGAUCCUUGUCCAUGCAUUUUGCAACUACUGUGGACUGCCCCGCCUUUGGGGUCGCGUGGAAGCGCGGGAGUCUGCUAUUCCAACUGUCACCAGGGGCAAGGAGGAUGUGGACGGCGGACCCGAUUUCAUGACGCACAAAUCGUUGAAUAUCGGAUGGACUGUUGCCUACUACGUCAUCUUGGUUGCUGGGGCUUUCGCCUUCUAUUCUCAGCUCUGGAGACUGACAGAGUCGUCGCAUGAGUUGGCAUCUUUCACACCUAGUGCUUAGUUAGGCUAGUUGAAGCUCGUUUACGGGGAUAUAUAUGCAAGAUAUUUACUGCAAGCAGGGAACCCUGUGAUGAGAUCCGAACUUCUCGUUUACAAGCUUGGUGUGGCACUUCAUUGCGAGAGGAGUAUUUUUAGUAGACUUUAUUAUUGCUCUGUUUUACAUAGUCAUAGGGAGUGUGAAUAUAUGAACAUGUGCUCAAAUUAGUUGUAUAUUACUUGCAAGGGAUUUUCUAUGCGUUAUUCAGUCUCUCUUGCGGGCGGAUCUACAGAGUAUCCCCUUAAGCCAAAUGCCUAGAUAGAUAGGUUCUGACGCUAGCAAUUUUAGGUGAUGUAUUUUUAAUAUUUUUCAGUUCUAGUUUUUAGUUUUUAUUUAGUUAAGUUAUUU
Molecule: messenger RNA, 1694 nt
Organism: Blastomyces gilchristii SLH14081
Lineage: Eukaryota; Fungi; Ascomycota; Eurotiomycetes; Onygenales; Ajellomycetaceae
Product: prenyl protein peptidase
Exons: 4
Coding region: 297-1310 (337 amino acids)
Biological process (GO): CAAX-box protein processing
Cellular component (GO): endoplasmic reticulum membrane
Molecular function (GO): metalloendopeptidase activity
Source: RefSeq, a predicted model, not a curated record